GCCAUUCUGCGCGGUUUCAGCGAACCACUCCUCGCUGCUGUUAGGAUUGCUAGGAAACCGAUUCUGCUUGUGAUAAAAAAAAGCCUUUUGCCAAAUGGAAAUGGCCGAAUGUUAUAUUCGCGUGGCGGAAGAUGAGAAUGAGGAGCCCAUGGAAAUCCCAUCAGAGGAAGACAGCACCGUGUUGCUGUCGAGCGUCUCCGCACAGUUUCCAGGAGCUUGCGGCCUACGUUUCCGGAGCCCAGUGUCCCAGUGCAUGCGAGGGGUCCGUUUAGUGGAAGGAAUUCUUCAUGCUCCCGAGAAUGGAUGGCAAAAUCUGGUCUAUGUCGUCAACUAUCCUAAAGAUAACAAAAGGAAGAUGGAUGAGAUGGAUGCUGCAUUGGCCUCAAAAAUGAAGAGAGGGGAUCAGAAGACCUCAGACCUGAUUGUGUUGGGGCUUCCAUGGAAAACCUCAGAACAGGACCUGAAAGACUAUUUUGCCACUUUUGGUGAAGUCAUCAUGGUCCAGGUCAAGCGUGAUGUGAAAACUGGGAACUCAAAGGGUUUUGGAUUCGUGAGGUUCACAGAGUAUGAAACUCAGAACAAAGUGAUGUCACAGCGUCACAUGAUUGAUGGAAGAUGGUGUGACUGCAAGCUCCCCAAUUCCAAGGCCUUUAGUCCAACGGAUUAUAUGUUUGACCAACAGGCUGGUCCUGAUGAGCCUCAGAGGUGCAGGAAAGUGUUCGUGGGCCGAUGCACCGAGGACAUGACUGCCGAUGACCUGAGGCAGUUCUUUAUGCAGUAUGGCGAGGUCACUGAUGUGUUCAUCCCAAAACCUUUCCGUGCUUUUUCCUUUGUCACCUUUGCUGAUGACCAGGUUGCCGCAGCACUGUGUGGUGAGGACCUGAUCGUCAAAGGAGUCAGCGUGCACAUCUCCAAUGCUGAGCCUAAGCAUAACAAUAGUAGGCAAAUGAUGGAGAGAGCAGGCCGCUUUGGCAAUGGGUUUGGCCAGGGGUUUGGCAGUAGCCGCAGUAUAGGCGGGGGCAGCAGCUCUAGCACCAUGGGUAACUUUGGUAACUUCAACCUCAACCCGGCCAUGAUGGCCGCGGCCCAAGCAGCUCUACAGAGCAGCUGGGGGAUGAUGGGUAUGCUGGCCAGCCAGCAGGGUGGUCAGUCCACUACCUCUGGUACCAGCACUAGCGGGCCGGCCAGCUCCACUCGGGGGGAAACCCAGGCAUACAGUUCAGGCGGCAACAGUAACUACAGUACCAAUUCAGCGAGUCUGGGGUGGGGGACCGGCUCUAACUCCACAACUAGCGGGAGUGGGUUUACCUCUGGCUUUGGCUCCAGCAUGGAGUCCAAGUCUUCAGGUUGGGGUAUGUAAUGGGAUUUGAGUUGUUAAAGUUUGUAGUGUGUGUGUGUGUGUGUGUGUGGUAAGUAUUCUGAGAUUUCUUUUUUCUGUCCGGUGUAUUUGAGAUAAACAAAAAAAACCUUUUGAAGAGGGAUAUUGAAUGUUUUGUACAUUUGGACAUGUUUGUCCAGGAUUUCAUUUAGAGUGUUUGAAGUGGAUCAUUGUUAACCAGGGGGUAAAAAAACCACCUAGGGUGUCCUUUUCUUUCUUUUUAUUUUUACGUUUUUCUCAUUGGUUGUCAUUUCAACUGGAUUCUGAAAUGCAUGUGUUGUAUAGUUACCGUUCUGAAAAAUGCAUGAGAAAGUUAACAUCAAACCAUAUUCUUACAUUGUCUUUUUUCCUUUAUACUCUUGCAUUGGAAAGAAUCUAGUUGAAACUGAAAAGACUUACUUUUAAAGUUCAGAUUUGUUUGCAGUCAAGUUUCUACGAAAAAAAAGCCUUCAUCAAAAAUCUCUUCUGCAGUUCACAUCUCUCCCGCUUUCCUGGGAAGACGCCCCUGUUUGGCCGCAAUGUGUGGCUGAUGUCACUGUCAGUCGCCCUCUUCCCCAUGUGUUAAUGCUUUGCCACCACAGAACGGCUAUCUCCUUCGCAUGUGUCGACAUGACGGUGGGUGUUCCCUUUUUAUCCACUUUUUUUGUUUUUCUUUUUUUUUAAAAACAAAUCAAAUGGCAAGAUCUGCGCAAGUGACAUUGAGAACUCUUGAGUGCGAUUGGGGAUGAUGGCUUGUUGGUGGCGAAGAAUGACGCUGCGAAUGAGAGAAUGGAGAGAGAAAAAGAACGCGUGGAAGAGAGCGAGCGAAAAAAGACUGGUUGUGCGAUGAGAGAACGCGCCACAUGUGACUGCGAUGGGUGGUGGCUUUGGUGCGAGUGUGAAUGGAAGCUGCAGAUGCUACAAGCGCCUCCUUUAUGACCCCUAUGAUGGACAUUUUGUUAACUUGUACAUCUCCCAGAACUCUUCCCUUUUCCAUCCCUCCUUCUUUAACCUGCUCCCCUAUUGCUUUUUUCUCCUUUUAGUAUACUGAAGUGCAUAAAUAGCACUGAGUUUAGUAGAAUGUUGUGAUAUAUAUUUUGUCUUGCUUCUAUAACCCAUCCUGAAUGCUGUAUGGUGUGUGUGCUUUAUUUCCUUGUACUUGACCUGUAAGUGUGAACUUGAUGUGGAUGACAACUUCUGAGGACUCUUGAGGGGGACUUGAGUGAUGGUGUAAGUGAGACUUGUAUGUGGAGUGCUGUGCGUGUCUCUUUGAAUCCCUCGUAGAUAAUGUUGCUCAGUGUUUUAUAUGACAUGUCAAUGAAGGGAGUACUCUAAUAAAAAAAAUUGAUUUGAAAUGGGUAUUUGCUCAUCUGAAACUGGUUGACCCUUUUGUGUCAUUGGUGAAAUACCAUCAUAAAACUAAUUGCAUCCGCAUAUUUAGGAACCUUGGAUACUGCUGACCGAGGUUUCCAUCUGAGCCCAGAGUGGGAGAUUGAGUUUUGUGAAGGAUCAAGAUGGAAGGGGUGGAGCCCCUGACUUCAGCUGGGGGUUCAGCAAUAUUUGUAGCGUCCCUGGAUUGACUGGACUGGAAAAUGGUAAUGGCCUUUCUCAAGAGUCCUGAGCAUAAGGCAUUGCAUCGAUAAAUUGGCCUUAGAUGCUCCCAAAACUGAGAAACCAGUCUGGUAAUUUAAACAGUUGAGCCUUAAUAUUUGUAUUGCUUAGCCUUGAUGUAUGCUUGAUACCAGUGGGUAUUCUUGUAUAAAUUCAGAUACUUAAACACAUGAAACUGUGAAAUCUGAGUUAAGUAUGAUGGAAAAAAUUGAGUUGUCUGUUUUUUUUUAAUGUGACGGCUUUAUUUAUUUAAAUUAUUGUGAUACAGUUAAAGUAUAUUUAGACCAAUUGGCAAUGAAAAUGCUGUGUCCAACCCAACAUUCCUUAGUUCCCUAAGCACUUGCAUAGUGGGUGCAUGUUUUCCCCUUAUUACAAUAAAAAAAAAUUACAUCUGCAAAAA
This is a messenger RNA of Clupea harengus (Atlantic herring), 3368 nucleotides long. It is a transcript of the gene tardbpb, whose product is annotated as TAR DNA binding protein b. Gene Ontology annotation, cellular component: nucleoplasm; chromatin. Lineage: Eukaryota; Metazoa; Chordata; Actinopteri; Clupeiformes; Clupeidae. Gene Ontology annotation, biological process: regulation of gene expression. Gene Ontology annotation, molecular function: RNA binding. The record is from RefSeq and is a predicted model, not a curated record.